This is a messenger RNA of Rhopilema esculentum, 5252 nucleotides long. RefSeq names its product neuronal acetylcholine receptor subunit alpha-5-like. NCBI's taxonomy places the organism in Eukaryota, Metazoa, Cnidaria, Scyphozoa, Rhizostomeae, Rhizostomatidae. Gene Ontology annotation, biological process: monoatomic ion transmembrane transport. The record is from RefSeq and is a predicted model, not a curated record. Gene Ontology annotation, cellular component: membrane. Gene Ontology annotation, molecular function: extracellular ligand-gated monoatomic ion channel activity; transmembrane signaling receptor activity.
UGAUUAUUUCAUUUUCUUGAUUCAGCAGCACUUUUGUAUCUUGCAGAACUAAGUUGUUCUAAUAACACGCGCCUAUCGAAGACUGAGAAGCUUUUUGAAAUUGCUUAGCUGAAAAGAGAAUACUUUUCUUUAAAAGCAGUUUGAGGUGCAAAAUUUUCCAGAAAUGAAGCUGCUUCUACCAUUUAUGUCUUGCGUCAUUGUGUGCUGGAGCUUACAGGUUGCAAGAAAUCUAGAAAACGUCGUCUCUAACCAAACAGCCAGGCUAACAAAUGUUACUGUGAAUCAAACAGUGAAUUCAUCGGUAAUAACAUCUCUGGGUAUUGCUACAAAUACUACCUCCUUCAACAACAACAAUACCCUUCAAAAUACGGUAGAAAACGCAACAGAUAUCAAUUUGGUGGCUUCUUUACCAAACAUCACAAACUUUGAUGUAAACCUGAGGAAUGGUACGUCGGGGAGUAGAAACCUGAGCAACAUCUUGGAUAUCACCAAUGUCAAUAUAAAUAAGUCGCAAUUGCCAAGUUCUAAAGAUAGUCAAGUUGAGGAAAUUUUAUCCCAUGUUGGACCUGGUGAUAAAUCUACUAUAAAAUACGAAGCACGUUUGCUUCGAGACAUCAUGGGCAAUUACAGCGCUGGAAUGCGACCCGUGCAAUCAUCUAAAGUCCCUGCAAAAAUCAAUUUUGACAUGAGGCUGGGCAAACUUGUUGAUUUGGACACCAAAAGCCAGGUUCUUGUGAUAGAUGCGUUCGUAAUCAUGCGCUGGGUCGACCCUCAGCUGCAAUGGAAUCCACGAAAUUACAAUGGAACUGACAUUGUAAAUAUUCCAAGUUCGAAAGUUUGGACUCCUGAUAUUGUCCUUUACAACAAUGCUGUUAACAUCGGGAAAGCCCACACUGACAUUUACAGUGCACCCGUGGUUGUAUUGUCCAAUGGAAGCAUAGUUUGGACCAAUGCUGUCACUCUCAAAGCAUCAUGUGACAUCGCAAUCAAGCAAUUUCCUUUUGAUACCCAGGAAUGCCCCAUGACAUUCGGAUCCUGGUCGUACUCUGCCUCCCGUCUGAGAAUUGGGUUCAUCAGUAGGCCACAAAGCAAGGCUGACUUGUCACAGUCAAAUGGCUACGUCACAAACGGAGUCUGGGAGUUGAUAGACGCCAAUUCAACUUUGUCAACCAGAAGAUAUUCCUGCUGUGCAGAGCCGUUUUCGCAAGUAGAAUAUAAAUUCACAUUGAAACGACGUCCUACUUUUUUUCUUCUUUAUCUCGUCUUUCCUUGCAUGGCAAUAUGCUCCCUUUCAUUGGUAUCAUAUGUCAUACCUCCAGAGGCUGGCGAGAGGAUUGGUUAUGGGGUGACGGUAAUGCUAAGCUUCAGCGUUUAUCUCAUUGUCAUAUCGGACAAGCUGCCUGAGAAUUCUGACACAACUCCACUUCUUGGAAUUCUGUAUGUUGUUUCCUUUUAUUUGUUGGUGUUUUCGUUCGUUGCCUCUACGUUCAACAUUCGGCUGUAUUAUGCUAAAACUCGGCCACCCCAGUGGCUUGUGACUUUGGCCAAAGGCUCAAAGAGAACAUGCACGAUUUCAUUUAGAAAGAAGCAGAAGAUUGGAGAUUUGUCGACAAAGGUAGAUUUACGACCGGCUGAAAAGGGUGGCCAUGAAAUAAAAGGGAAAGGAGCUGUUGAUGCAGAUUUUGAAAGCAGUGGCGAAGCGGAGGCUUCUUCUGAAAAGAUGGAGAACAAGGAAGAUUUGUACCAAGAACAGUGGAGAGAAAUUUCAGCUUUCUUGGAUAACGUAUUUUUCAUGAUUGUUGCGUUUGGUAUAAUUGCCACUCCAGUUAUAGUUACUUUUAUGUUCUAGAAGCACUUUUAAGAUAUAUCUAUUGUAAAAUAAAUGUUUAGGACGAACAUUUGAUCUACACUGUAAUGUGGGUAUAGGGGAGAUUCGGCUGGAUUGACUCAUUACAACUGGCUUGUGUACUGUAAAAUAUACACGAUAAACACAUAAUGAUAAAAUCAUUCCAUACUGCCGACAAAGCCCGGAAAGAAGCUAUUUAAAUGUGUAAGCAAGGGGUGCCUGGAAAGGGGUUCGGCGCUUUAGCCCCCUUGGGAGACUUCUGGGGGCUCAGCUCCCCUUAACAAGCGAUCACAUGUUUGGUUUGACGCCGAUCCUUUAGCAUACUUCCGUGAAUGAGAAAUUUCCUAUAAUUCUUUUGAUUCAGAUAAUAAUUUAAAUGAUUUCAUAUACACAACAGAGAAUCUUUUACACUAACUUUAGUGUAUUGGGUAUAGUUAUGGAUGUGGCUUCUAUAAGUUGCCUACAAAAAGCCCCCCUCCCCCUCAUUCUAACAUUUUAGGACGGCAUCUCUGUGGGUCUUGAAACAUCAAGUGUUACAUUUACAAGGUUUCUCCCUCAUCGUAAAAGUAGGCUUUGUGUUAUCGAAUGCUUGAUGCAUGAAAAAAUAAAGUACAAUCAAUUUUUAACAGUGAAAGAAAAUAUCCUUGCCCCACAGUGGUGUCGCCACAGGGUGUACUCGUGUGGACAUGUCCACCCCCAGUUUUCUCAGAAGUCAAUUUUCUAAUUUCUCGAAAUCCGUUGAAAAACCUUGGGGUUAGCUGAUCAGAUCGAUUUCAAUUUUCGCACUCACUGGCAAAAAAGCCACCUUUACAGAUCAAAUGGAUCUAACAGAUAGAGAAUAGAUCAAAAUAGAUCAAAAAUACUAAAAGGAAUGAUUUUCCAAGAGUCUGAAGGGUGUGGUCGAGAAAAUUUGUUUUCGUCCGCCCAAGUUUUUUCAAGCUGGUGACGCCACUGUUGCCCCAUUCUUUAUAUUAUUCCAUUUUCUUGAUUUGAUAUCAAAAGUUUACUCUAGAAUAAAGGAGGGAUUUUUCUCCGGGUAUAAGAAAAGUUGUUAAUGCGUGUAAAUGCGUGACGUAAUAAUAAAGGAUAUGAUUGCACCUUUGGCUUGUUUUUCAGAUUUCCUUUGAUUAACAUAAAUCUAUGUGAAACUAUUUGAAUAUUAAAGUUAUGAAGUAUAUUGAUGUAAUGAAGAUCACUUUUUACUAAUCCGUGGUCCUAAGUUGCUACUAAGAGCGAUAAAGCUGUAAUCUUGUUAUCAUUAGUUUCGCAGUUAUUGCGAUCACCGGUGCUGUAACUAUAGAUGUGAUUAUUGUAACUAUCUCAAAUUAAUUGCAACAUAUGGAUCGAAACUAAAAGCAACAUAAAUGUAUUGCUAUUUAAACACUAACAGAGUAUGUAAAAAUAUUUCACCAUAUGCACGAUGUAUUAAGCUGUGUGUCGAUGUUGAAUAUCUUUUACCCUUGUGUUAAUAAUUCACUGAGUUGUAUCUUAUGCAAGCUGCAUUUGUUCAAAAUCUUGAUUGACUGAGUUUGAUCACAUGCAGAUCUUUUUUAUCAUUUUGAACAAUAGCAGGCUAAAAUGUGAAUUCCAGUAUCCAAGUUUAUAACUUUUUAUCGUUAGAAAAUUUUGGAGGUUGGAAAACCAGGUCAGUAAAGACAAUCUCUAUUUCUGAUUUUUUUCAGAAAAAAAAAUCAAAUAAUUCGAUUGCCAGAUUAUUCAAUUUUUUCUAAUUCGAAUAAAAAGAUUUCCCUUCAAAAUUGUUCCUGUUUAAACUAUCUUUGUUCAUUAUACUUUCGAUAACUCCACACAUAAAUGAGAUCGUGACCAAGGCUGGAGGGGGGGGGGGGUGUAGGCAAAAAUGAAAACUUUUCAUAUUCGGUUCCAGACAAUCGACCCCUUUUUAAGACUCCAAUGCCAAAUUCGUUCAAAAAAGAUGCAAUAGCACUGAACGAACCAGUUCAUGGAAAUUAAAAUAAAGUGUCUUUUCAGAAUCGAACUUACUGGCCAAAUUUACACUGCAUAACUAUAAAGCCAACACUGCAUAAAGCUAUACCCUUCUUGGUUCAUGUAGAAGUGGGGGGUAUGUUAUCUACUUUAGGCAUUCGCAUUGCAACCUACUACAACAACGCAACAUGAGUACAGAAUUGCAAAAAGCUUUUGACCUUCCUCCAGACCUGUCAUCUGUCGCCUCGACCUUUCUUAAUUUAAAGCGAUAGGAAAGUACUGAAAGCAGAAACAGCUGAGACGUGUUUUACUGUAAAAGCUCUAUUAAGCCCCUGGGGGGCUUAUUUGUUUUUUUUCAAUUCUAGAGGGGGACUUAAAAGAGAGGGAGCUUAUUAGAGAGAAGGGGCUUAUUAUAAAUUUGAAGUAGAAAAUGUUUUAAAAAUGCCCUUGUCUUUUUUUGUUAUAAAAUGUAAUACAAAUGUUCCCAAAAAACUUUGCUAGCAGCUUCGAAAGUCUAAUUAAUCAAUUAUAAAAUCUUCAUCGGAAUGACCAGGAUCAAUUGAUAACCCUGGGAAAUUUUCUAAACAAAUCUCGCUUGACUUUUUAGGAGCACAAGCAAAUCUUUACAUGGGCCGUAUUUAAUGCAUACGAUCUUAUUAUCAUCACACCCACUAAAUGCGCAUGUUUUUCUUGUCUGACAACAAGGUCUAAAGAGGAGGGGGCUUAAUAGAGAGUGGGGGUUUAUUAAAAGUUUUUGCUUGAUAAGAAGGGGCUUGAUAGAGAGGGGGCUUAAUACUUUCUGACCAUGAAAUCGCAUCAUAUUAUCAAAAUAUUUUUCUUUGGAAGGAUCAAUAGAAUAUAUUUCUUCAAACAUCUAAGACUUAAUUGAUGGUCACAAACCGAUAUUAUCGUGCUAAUAUGUCAAUUUUUUACAGGUGUAUUUCCUACCGCCGGUACGUUAUAAAGAAAUUGCACUUCCAUUCUAUACAAUUUUUUACUGAAUCGAAAUUUUACAUCGUGAUAUUGCAAUACCCUUAAAAAUAAUAGCUCAAACUGGCAAAUCUACUAACUAAAAUGGGAUAUUUAAUUGAGGAGAUACCAAACUGCUUGUCUUUCACAUAAAAACUACCCCUCAAACUCUGUGAUCUAACUCCCCUAUAUCUGGUCAAUGCACUGUCAAUGCCUACUUUUAGCAACGUCAAAUCUGGUGUACUGUGUGUUGAAAUGUAUGAAACAUAAAUAAAUAAUCAAGAUAGCAAUAUUUUAUAAAGAUAUUGAAUAUAACAUACGUGCUUAUCGAAAAUUAUGAUAGACACUUGGAUGAAUGGUAUAUGCACAUGUAUUUUUUCGGCCAAAGCUACUCAUGCUGGCCUUAUUAAUUAGAUCUAUUUAUCUUGUUGAUUUCCCCGCAUUUCAGCGUGGUAAUUGGUUUUGUUUAAUAAAAAGAGAUAGGCAGUCCUUA